UGUCACUUUGCAGAACACACGAAUCAACGCGGAUGACAGUAGGGCGUACACGGAAGUGGGACAGGAAAGGCGGAAGUUGAGGCCAGAGGAGAAGGAAUAGUGAAAGGUUCUCCCGGCGGGAGAGAGAGAGAGAGGAGGCGGCCGCAAGCAGUGAGCGAGGCCUGUAUUCUGUUCACUUGACUGAUCCAGUUUACUCUGCCCUCACCUCCUGUGCCUUUUAAUACCACCGCUGUCCUCAUCUCUGUGCAGCUCAGUGACCUUACAAGGAGAUGGCCGGUCGAGGCGGAAACGCUCGACCAAACGGGCCGGCAGCCGGCAAUAAAAUCUGCCAGUUCAAGUUGGUUUUACUAGGGGAGUCUGCAGUGGGGAAAUCUAGUCUUGUCCUCCGCUUUGUCAAGGGCCAGUUUCACGAGUACCAAGAGAGCACCAUUGGAGCUGCUUUCCUAACACAGACAGUAUGUUUGGACGACACCACGGUGAAAUUUGAGAUCUGGGAUACUGCAGGACAGGAGAGAUACCAUAGCUUGGCCCCUAUGUACUACAGAGGAGCCCAAGCAGCCAUCGUUGUCUAUGACAUCACCAACACAGAAACAUUCACAAGAGCAAAAAACUGGGUGAAAGAACUUCAGAGGCAGGCGAGUCCAAACAUUGUAAUUGCCUUGUCUGGAAACAAGGCUGACCUCUCCAACAAGAGAGCUGUAGAUUUCCAGGAAGCUCAAGCGUAUGCCGAUGACAAUAGUCUGCUCUUCAUGGAAACCUCUGCUAAAACCGCCAUGAAUGUGAAUGAAAUCUUUAUGGCCAUAGCCAAGAAACUGCCGAAGAAUGAGCCCCAAAGCGCACAAGGUGCCCCUGGAAGAAAUAGGGGGGUGGACCUCCAAGAAAAUAACCCCCCUGCUAGGAGCCAGUGCUGCAGCAACUAAGUUGUGUACAAUCCCAACCUCACCACCAUCUCCUCCCUCAUCUCUCUCUCCACCUGGCGGUGGGAAGAGAGGGACCAAAACAUAGAAAUUUACUAAUUUAAAAAAAAAAUUGAAAUCCAAAAAAUAUACCGACAACAAAGAGAUGAGACUGGAAAUCCACUUUAAAACGAAUUACGAAUUCUGCUUAGUCCCCACAGAAUCAGAAUAACCACCCUGGUUCUAAAGGGGUAAGACGGACGCUAUGAAUUUCUAUUUUAUCAUCCACUCUACCACUCCAGUUUCUAAUUGAUCAGCGUCCUGACGAAGAUCUCAUUCCACCUGCACUUUGUUCCUUGUAUAAAUACUAAUUCAAUUUUUAAGUCUUAAGUCAUUUUUUUUUUAAAUAAAAAUGAUUUAUAUAUAUAUAUAUAUAUAUAUAUAUAUAUAUAUAUAUAUAUAUAUAUAUAUAUAUAUAUAUAUAUAUAUAUAUAUAUAUAUAUAUAUAUAUAUAUAUAUAUAUAUAUAAAAUCUCUCUCUAUCCGAUUAACUUGCUUCCUUUCACCCCUCUUCUCCCUCCUCCAUGUUAGUGGUUAUGGUGGCUGGUGAGAGAGGGAGGAUUCUUAAUUUCUAAAGCUUUGAUACAUUUUUGCUUCUAAACAGAUUCUGAUGAGCUCCUUGUUCAUGAAAUCAUUCUUAAACAGUAUAUUGUAAGGACAGACUGCUGUGUACAUUAACAUGCGUAUACAUAUGGAGUGUAUAUGGAUAUAUAUAAAAAAAAAAUUGUAUGAUUUAUUUCUUUAUUAAUUCUCUUAAUACAGAAUUCCUUUCUUAAGUUAAACUUUCAUCCAAAGGCCUUUCUGAAAAAGUAGGAUGGAUCUAUACAACGCUUUGGAUACAAUAUGGCUGCCAGGAAGCUAACCAACGUUCUAUUUUUCUAAAGGAGUGAGUGUUCACUCACCAGCAUUGCUAUUCAUCUCUAGUAGCAACAUCUGCUCAUAUUCUUUGGUCAUUUUUAAUCAUGAUAGCUGCCAACUUAAAGUUUGUUGUAAAGCCAUAAAAGCACUUUCAAUAAAGCAGUGGUUAGAAAAUAAACAAUUACUCGUACAAAUACGGUUUUGGUAAUCCACGCAUGGAAUUUAUUUUCCCCACAGUAAAAUCUGAUGCUCCACACCAAAUGGUCAACUACUUUUGCCACUAAAUCCUGUUCUUCCAAAGUAUCUACAUAUGAAGGAAUUCAUUUUCUUUAGAAGUGUUUAGCCAUAUUUUUAACUAUCAAAUUGUAAGCAUUUUAACAAGGUCUUUCUGCUGUUCUGUCUUCUACUGUUCAUUGGAAGGAAUAAAUAAUAAUGAAAUAGCCAUAUCUUUUUAAGCAGGAAGGAUAAUGUGUUGUAAUCUUCCAUGUUUUGCACAAGGGCAAAAGGAAAGCAUUAAGUGUAGUAAAUGGCCACCUCUGUCAGACUUUUGAAUAUUACAUUUGCUAACCAGAGUAAUUAUUUUUGUGCAUUCCUUGCUUGACCAGCAGGCCUUUUAUUCUUAGACGUUUCCAGAUGAGCUGUAAAUAAUUGGCAAGAUGUAACCCUGCUUUUGGGCACAGGUACGAAAGGAAAUGGCUGUCACCUUAACUUUUCCACCUGUGUGCAAUGUGGGAUUACCCUUUAACGUUAUGUAUGCUGUUAUGAAUCACUUUUAUUCUCCCAGGAAUCUUUUUUGGGAGCUAUGAACCAGAUGUUUGAAGUAUAAGGCUGUCUGAGGUGUCUGUCUCUGAACCCGAUCACUUGACCAAAUAACAAAUUAUAAGGUAUUAAGGGGAAGGGACCUUUUUUUCAUUUUUCUUUCUUUUUUUUCCAAAUUCUUCUUCAUAUUCUGUAUUUUGUAUUGUAUGUUCUCUGCAAUAUGUACUCAAUCAGUAUAUCUUGAUAAUACAGUACGUACCAAAUAGA
Pseudophryne corroboree (corroboree frog) is the source of this 2839-nucleotide messenger RNA. It is a transcript of the gene RAB5C, whose product is annotated as RAB5C, member RAS oncogene family. Gene Ontology annotation, cellular component: Golgi apparatus; endosome. The coding region runs from base 270 to 920 and encodes 216 amino acids. Gene Ontology annotation, molecular function: GTPase activity; GTP binding. The record is from RefSeq and is a predicted model, not a curated record. Lineage: Eukaryota; Metazoa; Chordata; Amphibia; Anura; Myobatrachidae. The transcript has 6 exons.